Molecule: messenger RNA, 492 nt
Organism: Pantherophis guttatus
Lineage: Eukaryota; Metazoa; Chordata; Lepidosauria; Squamata; Colubridae
Source: RefSeq, a predicted model, not a curated record
AUGCGAUCUGGUAGUAAAGUCAAGGGAAAGCAGCGAAUGCAGCUUUUCAUUCCAAUGCCUUUCUCUCUUGCGUCAAGACUUGUGCUUCAUCAAAGUAAAGCUACAAAUGACUUUUGCAGUCUUCCCAGAAACAUCCAGGAAGAUCUCUCAGGACUGAAAUUCAAACUGAAAUCACCCAAACCCCAGGCAACACUGUGCAUGAUCCAAGAGGCCGAGGUGGUGGAGCUGCAGCGGCUGGUGGCAGCCGAGGAGCAGCAGGCAUGACUCACGGCCCAGGUCCACACCUUCAUGGAGGCCUGCUGGGAGAAGUGCUUGGACAAGCCCAGCUCCAAGCUCAAUUCCUGGACUGAGACCUGCCUGGCCAACUGUGUCAACCACUUCAUCGACACCACCUUGUCUGUCACCAACCACUUUGCGCAGUUCAUGCAGAAGGGCGGCCCUGAUCGCGGCCCCGGCAGGCUCUGGGAGGGGGCCCUUCCCGGGUCAGCCUGA